Molecule: messenger RNA, 2301 nt
Organism: Penicillium subrubescens
Lineage: Eukaryota; Fungi; Ascomycota; Eurotiomycetes; Eurotiales; Aspergillaceae
Exons: 2
Coding region: 1-2301 (766 amino acids)
Source: RefSeq, a predicted model, not a curated record
AUGGGGUCGAUCGCGGAGGAAAAGUCCAAGAACGCACCCCUCAAGGAUGCCGAGAAUGGCAUCGAGGGCUCCAACAAGGACUCUAAGGAGAGCCCGGAGCGGCCACCUUCAUACAACCAGCCAGAGGUCCCAAUCCAACUGCCUCAGCUCGACCUCAAAAACGGGCCAGUCAGUGAGACUACUCAGACCGUGAGUCCCGACCAGGUUGUCGCGCAUCUCAAGUUCAUUGCCGUUCUUGCGGAUCUGCGAGACUUUGUUUCGAACAAUGACGGUCUCUUUGGUCUCUUUGACUCUCAGGCCGACAAGUAUCCCGAUUCGCUCGACGAGGCUCGUGUUCGUAUCCGCGAGAAGCGUUGGGCUGUCUACACGGCUCGUGCAGCCGAUCGGUAUCAGAAAUGGUGGUCGGCUUGCCUCCCAGUGUCCCGAUCGCAUGUAACCAUGCAGGACUUGACCGCGGACAAUUAUGAAGAUGUCCUCAGGUGCGAAACCAAAGUUCUAUGGAGCGUAGAAACCAUGCCCCCGCUUGAUAUUUUAAUGGUAUGGCACUCUCACAUGCUGAAUCCGAGAAACUUCAUGGAAGAUUGCAUUCGGUAUGGCAAGAUGAGUACUUGGAAAACUGGAUUUCCCUUUGCUGCCGUAAAUGCCUGCAUCGACGAUCGUACCUUGGAGUACACCGUACCCGAGAAAACGAAACAGCUGUUUGAGAAACAGCUCAGAAUGAAGUGGGAUAACCUCCAUGAUCCUCCAGGCAAGGAUCUCAAAUGUCCACGCUGCGCGCAAGUCAACACUAUCCUUUGGACUGAAGGCGGCAUUGGCGAGUCAGUGAAAGAAGCCUUCAAGGAUAGCACUGGUUUUGCAGAUCGGUCCUUUGAGACCACCUGCAAGCACUGCAAGUGCUUCAUCAAUCAUGACCGCCUCAGAGUCGCUAAGUUCCGCAGCGACCUGAUCGAGCUACUUGAGAAUAAGUGGCCAAUGCCAGGGAGUAUCUACAAUAUAAAUGGCGUCCCCGAAGGCCCUCUCAAAGGAAGGCCCAAGCUACUCAACCAAUUGAUGCUGUUCCCAAGUUUGCUGAUGGAGACAUUGGGGAGGGACCUGCUCGCUUUCACCGACCCUCGACUAGAUCGGUGCAGGGACAUCGAUGCCCUCCGCAAAGAGCUUGAAACGAAGCUGCGCGAUCGAAAUGUGAUAAAAAGAGCGCACGCCCGUGGAUUCCUCAACGGUUCCACCGUCCGGCCCGGCGAGAAAGUGCACUUCCGACGCAUGAUGUCGCACUAUUGGGAGAAUUUCAGCCCCUUCGCACUCGAUCUCGUCGGUGCGGUGAUCCGUCAGGGAACCUUUGUUCAGAAGAUGGACAACAUCGACUGGCUGCACUCGCCCACGGUCAUGGAAACUGCAGACCGACUGAUCAAAAAGUAUGAAGUCUUCUUCAAGAUUAUGUUUGAUAACCCGUCGAAAAUGGCCGUGCCCACCUUAGACGUCGAUCUCGCCUGGCACACGCACCAGCUCCAACCAAGAAGAUACUACAAAUAUAGCACCCGGGUAAAGACCUAUUCGAUCCGUGUAUUCAUUGACCACGACGACAAAGUCGACGAGAACAAGCUCUCCGAAGCAUUCGAAUGGACAAGCAAGAUGUACCGCCGAGCCACAGACGGCGCCAUCUACAGCGAAUGCACCUGCUGGUACUGCGAGGCCACUCGCGCCCCAGAUCUAUACGACCGCGUCUUUAACGUUGGCUCCGCCUCACGAGCCCGCGAGAAUGCAGAUACCCUUCACGAUCGCCAAGAUAUCUCCUCCGACCCGGACAAGAACCCACAUAUUUCUGCUCACAACGCCGUGCGACCAGCGACCCUUGCCGCCCAGGAUCCCCGUAUCGGCCAGCUCCAGCGCAUUCGGCUACACCGAAACUACGAGAAAGCCGUUCGACGCGCUGAGAAGCGCGGUGUCGUCCGGUCUGAUGCGAAGAGGAGCAAGGAUGGCGGUUACGAGCCAUAUUACUACGCCCCGUAUGUUUGGGGCUAUCCCAUCAUUGUGCCUUACUACGGUCCAUAUAUGUGUGACCCUGGUAUCAGUUCGGACUCUUAUGCUUGCAACCCGAGCUGCAUGAAUGUCAGCGCCGGUAUGGUGGGCAACUGCUGCUCAGGAACAUGUGGAGGCGCCGUGGCGGCUGGCUCUUGUGGUGGCGCUGGUGCCGUUGGAUGCGCUGGUUCAGGAUCUGGAUCUGCCUGUGGAGGUGGAUCGGGAGGAGGCUGCGGCGGUGGUGGUGGAUCAGGAGGAGGCUGCGGCGGUGGUGGUGGAGGUUAA